CAGUGAGGCAGUGCUGCCUGCUCUGGGGGCUCCCGCCCCUGGGGGACACCUACGGGGGUCACCCCUGUCACCGGCCAGGGGCAAGAAGCUGCCCAGCUAUGGGUCGGACUGGGGUUCGGGCUUGGGCCAGGAGGAGGCUUUGGGGCUGAUUUCCUGCCCCACUGUCCAGCGGAGACGACUUUCUGACUGUGUCCACUGCUGAGGCCUGCCCUGCCCAGGGGACAGGAGGGACAGAAACCCUCAGAGCAGGCAGCACGCUGCUGUGUCCUUCCCCCAGUAGGAGUCCAAGGGACGUGGUGGAAGCUGGGGAUACCUUCACCCUGCCCGCUGACACCCAGACUCCUGGGGACAUGGUGGCCCCACAGCUGGGCACCCAGAGCUGGCAGGACAGUGGGCUCAGGGCUUUGCAGGCAGCCCAGAAACUGGACCCGGGGGGCCAUCUCUGAAGUGCCCUGCCCAGCAGCCCUGUGACUGACUGGGGAGCCUGGGGGCCCAGCACUGUGAGUCAGGGUCCUUGGGGGCACAGAGCCAGAGGGGGACGGACACACGCCUCCGGGAGAUGUGUCCCCAGGAAGGGUCCCCACAGCGUGGGUCCUGGGGGGUGCUGAGACCCCCGGUUGGCCUGUGCUACCCAUUCUGCUGCAUGGAAGUCUGUGGGCCAGACAGCAGGAGCCAGGAGAUGGUGUGGACCCGGGUCCGAGGACGUGAAGAUGGAAAGAGACAGGGCGACAGGGGCAGGCAGCACAUCACUGGAGCCCCCUUCACCACAGUGGGGUCAGGCUGGAACCCAGGUCGUGUGCUUGACACACAGCCAGUGCAGGUGCAGGUUCCAAGCCUAUGGGAUCACGGGGUCUAUUCUGCAGCACACCCACCACCAGGCUUGUGUCCCCAGCCUCCCUCCUCGCAAAGAGAACAGCGGAGUUCUCACAAGUCUCAGAAGAGUCUUGUUGCUUCAGCUCAUGCCCAGAUGUCUACAUUCCACAUGAGUGAAACCCUCUGUGGUUCCAUGCUGGAUCUGGGUCCUGCGUCCUGGUGCCGCUGUCCCCGUCUGACCACGUCUACUGUCUUAUUCUGCAUUCACCAUGGUCAGGUGCCACGUGUCCACAUAGACCACGUCCCGGAGCCUGUGUGCACGUGUCCACAACAGCUGUCUUCUGGGGCCUCUGUCCACAUCACCCAUGCCUACUGCUUCUGCCCACGUGUCCUCACGAGCCGUGUCCUCACGAGCCGUGUCCUGGCGCCCUGUGGGAGGUGAGUAUUUUCCGGUGUCUCCGUGCACGUGUGCUGUGCCUGGUCCCAUGCCCAUGUUCUCUGUGUCUGAUGACUCGGAACAAUUGAUUUGAGUCCUUUAAAAUAUAUAUUUUUUACCUGCAGGGGAGUCGCUUCCCAGGCGGUGAAGCAGGUCUGCAGGUGUCUGUCUUUCUCUCCCCCUCUCUGUCUUCCCCUCCUCUCUCCAUUUCUCUCUGUCUUGUCCAACAACAACGACAUC
Messenger RNA from Erinaceus europaeus (western European hedgehog), 1489 nucleotides. RefSeq lists its product as uncharacterized. The record is from RefSeq and is a predicted model, not a curated record. The transcript has 4 exons. Lineage: Eukaryota; Metazoa; Chordata; Mammalia; Eulipotyphla; Erinaceidae. The coding region runs from base 560 to 1255 and encodes 231 amino acids.